GUCAAGACACCAAAAGUUCCCAUUGUCCCUGAAGACGCAUUCAAGGGCACGGCUGGGAGUUGUAGUUCACAUAACUGAACCAACAAACAACAUUCCUCAUUUUAAAAAGUAUGUGACCAAUAUAAUAAUUAUCUCGACUUAAUCUACUAUAAAUCAAAGCAACACUGUGCCAUGAGCUCGCGCUGGCGACUCCUCUCUCUCCUCUGAGCCCGUGAACUACAAACGCAAACCGGAAGUGGUCCAAGCCCGUGUCCCACGUGAGAAACAGGAAAGAUGAGACUUCCUCUUCACUCCUUUUGCAUCUUCAGGAGUUUGUUCCCACAAAGGCGUCCGGCAUCGAACCCGCAGACGCGAGGCCUGAGCACUGCAGCCAUGCGUCUGGUGCAGUUUGUACGCCGCGGUGCCAGUGGGGGCGUCAGGGUGGGAGUGGAACAAGGCGCCGGGGGGCUCGGCGUGGUGGACCUGAAGGCGUUUGACCCCUCCAUGCCCUCCACCAUGAGAGAGCUGCUGCAGCUGGGAGACGAGGGUCUGGAUUGUGCUCGGAGGGCCCUGGCGUCCGGUCAGUGUGUGGUGGAGCGCUCAGACCUCCAGCUGCUGUCUCCUGUCUUGGCCCCGGAGAAGGUGGUGUGUGUGGGAAUGAACUACAGGGACCACUGCCUGGAGCAGAACGCCCCGAUCCCCAAAGAACCGAUCAUCUUCAGCAAAUUCCCCAGCGCCCUCACAGGGCCGUACGACGACAUCGUCCUGCCCGCAGAGAGCCAGGAGGUGGACUGGGAGGUGGAGCUGGCCUUCGUCAUCGGACGAGGAGGAAAACACAUCAAGGAGGAAGACGCUCUCGCCCACGUGGCCGGCUUCACCGUGGCCAACGACGUCAGCGCCCGCGACUGGCAGAUGAGGCGCAACGGGAAGCAGUGGCUGCUGGGAAAAACGUUCGACAGCUUCUGUCCCCUCGGCCCGGCCUUGGUGACCAGGGACGCCGUGGGAGACCCGCACAGCCUGGCCGUGCGCUGCCUGGUGAACGGAGACACAGUGCAGAGCAGCAACACGGACCAGAUGAUCUUCCAGACGGAGGCGCUGGUCGCCUGGGUUUCAAAGUUUGUGACUUUGACUCCAGGAGAUGUUUUCCUGACGGGCACUCCUCCCGGCGUGGGCGUGUUCAGGAAGCCGCCCGUAUUUCUCAAGAAAGGAGACGUGGUGGAGUGCCACAUCGACCAAUUGGGCUCCAUCAUCAACAAGGUGGUGUGAACUGCUGACGGAGGCAGGAGUCCAUGAAGGAAUGUCGGCUGUUACACAAAGUUCCCUUCUGAUUGGCGGCUUCACACAAUUAAUUACUGCUAAGUGUCCUUAUUGACUUGUCUUCCGGUGGGAUGUCUCAUUAUUGGGAAUGAUUUUGUUCGUGAUACUUGAGUAAUUGCGAGGGAGGAGCCUCGGUAUUUUUACUCUGGGAAUCGGUAUAAUUACGUGACUCAGUGGGAUGUUUACAGCUUGACCUGACGGUCAUCGCUAGCUGUACAAAUCCCCUCGAUGAGCAGCCGCCCACUCGCGUAUAGAGAACAAACUGAACCCGGGCAUCCUCUAAUAUGUAAAAAAGAACAACAUUUAAAUGAUGCAAGUACACAAAACAGUUGGCUAACUUGGAGAAUAGAAGCGAGAACAACGAGCUGGUUUGGAGAAAAGGGAGGAAUUUAUGCCAAUUAAAAGUGUCUUCGAAAGAAAUGUUGAAGACUGAUCUGCGCUUUUCAUGUACCUGCUUCAUAUUUUUCUUUUCACU
Messenger RNA from Gasterosteus aculeatus aculeatus (three-spined stickleback), 1771 nucleotides. RefSeq names its product fumarylacetoacetate hydrolase domain containing 2A (gene fahd2a). The record is from RefSeq and is a predicted model, not a curated record. Gene Ontology annotation, molecular function: catalytic activity. Lineage: Eukaryota; Metazoa; Chordata; Actinopteri; Perciformes; Gasterosteidae.